This is a messenger RNA of Rhopalosiphum maidis (corn leaf aphid), 1174 nucleotides long. Its product is annotated as inhibitor of growth protein 5-like. Gene Ontology annotation, biological process: regulation of DNA-templated transcription. Bases 266 to 1093 code for a protein of 275 amino acids. NCBI's taxonomy places the organism in Eukaryota, Metazoa, Arthropoda, Insecta, Hemiptera, Aphididae. The transcript is spliced from 6 exons. The record is from RefSeq and is a predicted model, not a curated record. Gene Ontology annotation, cellular component: nucleus.
GAAUGCCAUCUAUCGAGCGUUGUAUACGUUUCGUUUUGGGUGUAGCGUCCCCUUAAAGUUUAUUGUGUGUGUGUUCGUAUCUGUUCUUUGUUUGUGAACGCACGUCGGGACGAAAACCGAAACUCAGCAGAAAAAAUUUUUAGUGAACAAUUCGUAUUCUAACAGUUGAUUAAACACAAAAAAUUUCGCGUUUUCAUUAACAGUCGUGUUUUAUUUACUCUUUUCUACUAUAAUUCUCGACUACCUACACCACAAAAUAACAAUAAUGGCAUCAGCACCGUAUCUUGAUCAGUACCUUAAAUCUUUGGAGAAUCUUCCUAUUCAGUUGCUACGAAACUUCACUUUGAUGCGAGAUCUCGACUCGAGAGCUCGGGAAGAGAUGCGCGACAUCGACAAAAUGGCGAACAACUUUAUGUCGAAUAUCAAUCUGUACUCGGGAAAUAAAAAAAAUAAAGCUAUCAUGCAACGUAAAUUUGACAAAAUAAAAGAAUACAGCGAUGACAAAGUUCAAUUGUCUAUUCAAACUUAUGAAAUGGUGGAUAAAUGUAUUAGGGACUUGGAUCCAAACUUGGCUCGCUUUGAAUCUGAAAUUCAAGACAGAGCCAUUGAUGCUAAAAAAAAUGCAGAGGAAGUAAAACGUGGACGUAAGAAGAAUAGAGGCAGCGAAAUUUGGUUGAGGAUUACAAGUAAUGAAGAAGCGGCUCGUUACAAAAUACUGAAAAAGAAACAACCUAAGAAAGGAUUUUCAAAAACGUCGAGUGCGGGACCGAGCAAAACAUCUUCGGUCAGUGUUGUCAAUAAUCCGAAACACCCUACAAAAAGUGUAGCCAGCGCUGCAUUAAAGACUGCCCCCCUUACUGGUGCAUUAGUUACUGCUGGAGCUAAACACUCCCCUGAAGUAUUGGACAUGCCUGUUGAUCCAAAUGAACCAACAUACUGUUUGUGCAACCAAGUUUCCUAUGGUGAAAUGAUAGGCUGUGAUAAUCCCGAUUGUCCUAUUGAAUGGUUUCACUUUGCAUGUGUCAAAUUGACUACCAAGCCAAAGGGAAAAUGGUUUUGUCCAAAAUGUACAACAAAUAAGAAGAAAAAUUAAUAUACUUUAAAUAUGAAAUAAGUUUUUUUUGUUUUAUAUAUAUACAGUAUACUUACACAUAUUAUAUAUAUAUAUACAUGU